AUGACAUAUUCUCAAAAUGAAAUUUUGUGCACUGCUACUAAAAAGAGAGGAUCAGUGUUGUAUUCUACUGAUCAGAAUUUUAAGCUAUCUUUGGAUAUUGUUCGCUCUAAAUUGAUUCCACUUGAUCAAUCAUCGAUUGAUGCAAUCCUUACAUACGACAAUUCUCAACAACCUACUAUCGUUCUUCCUGACGGUCGAACAUUUUUCUGGUACCUCGCUAUAGGAAGUAUGAAUAAUCCGAUCUCAUUGUAUCUUCGAAAUCUCACUCCAAUUCUCUCUUAUCCGGCAAGGUGUCUUAAUCAUCGUGUUGUUUUUCGAGGGCCUGGUGGCAUGGCUGAUUUAGAACCGUGUCAUGAAGCAGAAUUUGAUGGAGUUGUCCAUUUGCUUUCGGAAGAACAAAUGGAUCGUUUGGAUAAGAUGGAAAUGAGCUAUCAACGAAUCAUAGUUCCGAUUAUCGACUAUCAAAAUCAAACUCAUGCUGUCUAUGCAUAUCAAAUGACAUUAACCAACGUGCCAGAUAAUUUGCCAAGUGAACGUUAUCUCGAUAUUAUUGUGAAAGGAUGUGAACAUUAUGGUGUUCGCUCAGAAUAUAUCAAUCGGCUACGACAGGAGCAACCAGUAGUUCCUCGAAAAGAACCUCACAUGUAUCAAUCUAUUACGGAUGUACCAUCUGAUGUAUUUUAUACACUUGAUGAACUUGCAAAACAUAACGGAGCUGAUCCUAAAUAUCCAUUGAGGAUUUGUAUUAAUGGUAAAAUUCUAGAACAUAUUGGACUACCACCUAGUGAUGAUCCUGAUUAUGAAACACAAAAACGUUUCCACGCCAUUAUCCAGUCACGAUUUGUGGGACGUGAAGCUGAUUUUGAAAUAGCCAAAGGCUUAUAUGAACCUUUGCACAAGUUACCAUUAAGUGAAGAAGAUUUAUCCGAUGAACAUCGAGCAAUGCUUGAAGAUAAUUGUUUAUCAAUGUUGUCUCGAAGUGGUCAAAGCAAUAUCUACUGGAAACCCGUUGGACGAUUGCAUCGAUCGAACAACAAUACAAACUCGUCCUCGUAG
Messenger RNA from Adineta ricciae, 1056 nucleotides. The record is from the annotation of a GenBank genome assembly. Lineage: Eukaryota; Metazoa; Rotifera; Eurotatoria; Adinetida; Adinetidae.